Molecule: messenger RNA, 1749 nt
Organism: Plodia interpunctella (Indianmeal moth)
Lineage: Eukaryota; Metazoa; Arthropoda; Insecta; Lepidoptera; Pyralidae
Exons: 8
Coding region: 319-1104 (261 amino acids)
Source: RefSeq, a predicted model, not a curated record
GACACAAAUACAAAUAAAAGGCACCAUUUGUCAACUUGUAAAUCGUUUAAAAUAUUUACCUACCUAAUGAAAAUAACACAACAAUAACAUUCGUUUAUCGAUAAAUGUAGUUCACUUCACUAUCACCUCACUGUCACAUCGACAUCGAACUGCGUUUCAUUUCGCUGUCAUCUGUCAAAUAAUCGCAGUUCAUCCACUUCACUUUCACACCAGAGAAUUAAUUUCUACAAUUAAUUUAAUAGGAUUUGCUUCAAUUUUCAUGUCAUAAACUGAGCCUACACAAUUUUCUGGACUACACUGAUUAGGGGAUUUUAAAUUAUGGCGGGUUACACAACGGAGACGAGGCUAUGCCAACCGUCUUUGACCCAAGUGGAUGUUCUCCUAUCGUUCCUGGAAACCCACGUUCAUUUAGCCAACGGCUACUCCAAGACUCAGCGUAACAAGGAACGAUCACAAAAGGAGUGGUCCCGGAUUACUUCCAGGUUGAAUAAUGUUCCCGAUGGCUCGAUGAAGACUGUGAAACGAUGGAUGAAGUACUGGAGUGACAAAAAGGGUGCGGUGAAGAAGAAGCAAGCAGCCAUAGAAAAACUCAAAGAAGAGGGCAGGGUUGAAGAAAUUCCAGAACUAUCGGAGACAGAGGAGAGAAUCUUGGCUCUGCUGCGAGCGGGUGCUAUAGCUACUGCGGCACCGACCAACAGAACUAGGGUUAAAACUGAACCGAUAGAUAUCGAUACAGUGGAGAGCUCACAAAACAACACGGUCACAACAUUCGUUUUGGAGCAUCAUGUCGAAGAAGAAACUGAUGAUGAUAUUAACGAUUCAGAAGAUAGAUUCCUUUCGGCAUAUCGUUUCAAUGACUCAACUGAAAUGACGACAUCCAAACAAGAUCACACACCUACAGUUUCAAGCACAAGACCAGAGGAAUCUACUUUUCUGUUGGUGGCAGAUAAAUUGUGUCAAAUAGAACAACAGCGAUUGGAUCUUGAUAGGAGAAUGUUGGAAGUGCUAGAAAGAAAUAGCGAGAGGGAUGUUGUGCUAGCUGAAGCUGUCAAAGCGAUGGGAGAAGGACUGAAGGCGAUAGCUGAAGCGAUAACCAAGAAGUGACCUUGUUCCGGUAGGAAAGAGAUGGAAAAUCAACCUGAAGUCCUGUGAUUGGGUGGUAUAUGAAUAGGAUAGAUGACAUUUUUUGUUUCCGGCUCUUUUAAUAGAAACACGAGGGAAAAAAUACUGUGAUAAUGACAAUGCUUUCAAAGAUAUGACAAAUAUAAAAUGAAACAUUUUUGGACUCGUCCAAAUGCUCCACACUAAAUGAUACACUAACGUGACGUCACGAUUGUGUAAUAUCUUAGCAAAAAAAAACUGUGUUCGACAGCUACAUUAUUGCAUUUACGGUGAUGAUUUCUUAAUAAAAGUUGUUACAAUUUUUUUGUUUAUAAUGAUGGUUUUGUUUAUUUUUAUAAUUACAAUUAUUUUUUAUAAUGAACUUUCCAACCAUCUUCGUAUAAUGAUCCAUCAGUAUUGCUACAUUCUAUGAAUUAACACAAUGAUCUCAAAAUAUAUCUUAUCUAGAUUAUACAUGUUUUUUACAAACUUGUCAUCUGCCCUAUUAGAUAUAUACAAAUUGACAUAAAAAAAUUUAGAAGAUUAAUGUGUUUUGUGUCGAAUAUUGUAAAUAUUUUAUUAUACAACUGUAAAUAAUAAUAUUUACUAAUGUACAUAAUAGCAAAUUUUAAGCCAAUAAAUGCAUUG